AGGAAGCGGCAACAACACAAGUUGCUAAGUGCUAGCUUACCUAGCUGUCGGGGAGCUAGUUGUAGUUUGAAAAACCCCACAAAAUAUGACGCCUUAAAUGUAAGACGAAGAAGGACACGCAAAGCUGCAGACUCUGAUAACGUGAUUGAUAUAGAUGCUGAGGGUAUCCCACCAGGAUGUAUGCUGUGUACAGACAAGCCCACACGCCCACUGCGGUGGAGUUUUCUGUCUACUGCAACUUCAUAUCCAGCAAGGAGAAGAACUUGGUUGUCGCUGGGACGUCUCAGCUGUACGUCUACAGAAUUAUCCACGAUGUGGAGAGUACGUCAAAGGUUGACAAGUCUUCAGAUACCAAAUCCCGUAAGGAGAAGCUGGAGCAAGUGGCAUCCUUUUCUCUUUUUGGCAAUGUUAUGUCCAUGGCCAGUGUACAGCUUGUGGGAGCCAGCAGAGAUGCACUCCUUCUCAGUUUCAAAGACGCCAAGUUAUCUGUAGUGGAGUACGACCCGGGGACACACGACCUGAAGACGCUGUCUCUUCAUUUCUUUGAGGAGCCAGAGCUUAGAGAUGGUUUUGUGCAGAAUGUACAUAUUCCCAUUGUGCGUGUUGAUCCAGAGAAUCGCUGCGCUGUAAUGCUCGUUUAUGGCACCCAGCUUGUGGUGUUGCCGUUCAGGAAGGAUACUCUCACUGAUGAACAGGAGGGUGGAGUCGGAGAAGGGCCUAAAUCCAGCUUCCUGCCCAGCUACAUCAUUGAUGUCCGUGAGCUGGACGAGAAGCUGCUGAACAUAAUAGACAUGAAGUUCCUCCAUGGCUACUACGAGCCAACGUUGCUCAUCCUGUUUGAGCCCAACCAGACGUGGCCGGGGCGUGUGGCUGUGCGUCAGGACACUUGCAGUAUAGUUGCCAUCUCCCUCAACAUAAUGCAGAAGGUUCAUCCUGUCAUCUGGUCGCUCAGUAAUCUGCCUUUUGACUGUACGCAAGUCAUGCCUGUCCCAAAGCCGAUCGGUGGCGUUGUGGUAUUUGCUGUGAAUUCAUUGCUGUAUCUCAACCAGAGUGUUCCACCAUACGGAGUUUCUCUUAAUUCUCAGACAACUGGGACCACAGCGUUCCCUCUACGUAUACAGGAUGAAGUGAAGAUCACACUGGAUUGUUCCCAGUCUGACUUCAUCGCCUAUGACAAAAUGGUCAUCUCUUUGAAAGGAGGAGAAAUUUAUGUGUUGACCCUCAUUACUGACGGCAUGAGGAGUGUCCGGGCGUUCCACUUUGACAAAGCUGCUGCCAGCGUCCUGACAACUUGUAUGGUGACCAUGGAACCCGGUUAUCUUUUCCUGGGUUCCCGCCUCGGAAAUUCGCUGCUCUUGAAGUACACCGAGAAGCUUCAGGAGACGCCGUCAGAGGAGGGAAAAGAAACGCUGGACAAAGAAAAAGAUAAAGAGAAACCGGAGGAACCACCAAGCAAAAAGAAACGCAUGGAAUCUUCCACCAACUGGACAGAUGAGGUGGACGAGAUAGAAGUGUAUGGAAGUGAGGCCCAAUCAGGCACUCAGCUGGCCACCUACUCCUUUGAGGUGUGUGACAGCAUACUCAACAUAGGACCUUGUGCAAAUGCCUCCAUGGGCGAGCCCGCCUUCUUGUCUGAAGAGUUCCAGGGUAACCCCGAACCUGACCUGGAGGUUGUGGUGUGUUCUGGCAAUGGCAAGAAUGGUGCUCUGUCUGUACUCCAGAGAAGCAUCCGGCCCCAAGUAGUCACUACAUUUGAGUUGCCAGGUUGCCACGACAUGUGGACAGUCAUCUCAAAUGAAGUAAAGGAAGACAAAAAACCUGUGAAAGGCAGUGAUUCAGAAGAUGGGACAGAAACCGAGACGGGUGAGGAUGGUGAAGAGCGAGAGAAGGAGAAAGAAGAGAAAGAGGAGGAGGGGGAGAAGACGGAGGCGCCCCUGGAGGACGAUACAAAGAAGCACGGCUUUCUCAUUCUGAGCAGAGAGGAUUCAACUAUGAUCCUUCAGACGGGUCAGGAGAUCAUGGAGUUGGACACUAGUGGUUUUGCUACUCAGGGACCAACAGUGUUUGCUGGAAACAUCGGCAACAACAAGUACAUCAUCCAAGUUUCUCCCAUGGGUAUUCGACUUCUGGAAGGAGUGACACAGCUUCACUUCAUCCCUGUGGACCUGGGCUCUCCCAUAGUGCACUGCUCUGUGGCGGACCCUUAUGUGGUCAUCAUGACUGCAGACGGAGUGGUCACCAUGUUUGUGCUAAAGACUGACUCCUACAUGGGGAAGACACAUCGGCUGGCCCUGCAGAAGCCGCAGAUCCCCACUCAAUCUCGUGUGAUAGCAUUGUGCGCGUACCGCGAUGUAAGCGGCAUGUUCACCACAGAAAACAAAGUGAGCUGCUCCGUCAAAGAUGACACAAUCAUCACAGGUCAGUCUGAAGAAGAGACCAUCAUUCACGACCUCAGCAAUGCCGUAGAUGACGAGGAGGAAAUGCUGUAUGGAGACUCUAAUGCGAGUGCAGCACUUGCGAGGGAGGAAUCAAACAACAACUCCGGGGGGCCGGGUCAUUUUGGAAGUGAUGGAAACUCGGGCAAAGCCGAACCCACCCAUUGGUGCAUGAUCACCAGGGAGAGUGGUGUUAUGGAGAUUUACCAGCUCCCAGACUGGCGGUUAGUUUUCCUGGUGAAGAACUUCCCGGUUGGUCAAAGAGUGCUCGUUGACAGUUCAGCCGGCCAAUCAGCAACACAGGGGGAGGGUAAAAAAGAGGAAGUAACACGACAAGGAGAUUUGCCACUGGUUAGAGAGGUGGCUUUGGUUUCACUUGGAAACAACCAAAGCAGACCUUAUUUAUUGGUCCACGUUGAAAACGAGCUUCUAAUAUACGAGGCUUUCCCGUACGAUCAGCAGCAACAGACGAACCUGAAAGUGCGCUUCAAAAAAGUGCCUCACAACAUCAACUACAGAGAAAAGAAAUCAAAGCUUAAGAGGGAUAAGAAGACAGACAGCGGGGCUCCUGAGGACAGUUCAGCUGUGAAAAGUCGGAUUGCCAGGUUCAGAUACUUUGAGGACAUCUCUGGAUACUCAGGGGUGUUUAUCUGUGGGCCGUCUCCUCACUGGAUGCUGGUCACCUCUCGCGGAGCCCUGAGGCUUCACCCCAUGAUUAUCGAUGGUGCAAUUGAGUCUUUCUCACCUUUCCAUAACAUCAACUGCCCCAAAGGUUUCCUCUACUUUAACAAACAGGGUGAGCUGAGGAUCAGCGUCCUGCCUACCUAUCUCUCCUACGACGCCCCUUGGCCAGUCCGGAAAAUCCCACUGAGGUGCACCGUCCACUACGUCUCCUACCAUGUCGAAUCCAAGGUGUAUGCUGUGUGUACAAGUAUAAAAGAGCCCUGCACACGCAUCCCCAGGAUGACUGGAGAGGAGAAAGAGUUUGAAACCAUAGACCGAGAUGAGCGUUACAUUAAUCCUCAGCAAGAGAAGUUCUCCAUCCAACUCAUAUCUCCAGUUAGCUGGGAGGCCAUCCCCAACGCAAGGAUCGACCUGGAGGAGUGGGAACAUGUAACCUGUAUGAAGACAGUGGCACUGAGGAGUCAGGAGACAGUUUCAGGACUGAAAGGAUACGUGGCAGCAGGGACCUGCCUGAUGCAGGGGGAAGAGGUCACCUGUCGAGGCAGAAUUUUGAUCCUGGAUGUAAUUGAAGUGGUGCCAGAGCCAGGGCAGCCCCUCACCAAAAACAAGUUCAAAGUGCUGUAUGAGAAGGAACAGAAGGGGCCGGUGACAGCCAUGUGUCACUGCAACGGAUACCUGGUGUCAGCCAUCGGACAGAAGAUCUUCCUGUGGGUCUUGAAGGACAACGACCUGACGGGCAUGGCCUUCAUCGACACUCAGCUCUACAUCCACCAGAUGUUCAGCAUCAAGAACUUCAUCCUCGCUGCCGAUCUUAUGAAGAGCAUCUCACUGCUCCGCUACCAGGAGGAGAGCAAGACACUUUCGCUCGUCAGCAGGGAUGCAAAGCCCCUGGAGGUUUACAGCAUUGACUUCGUGGUGGAUAACAACCAGCUUGGGUUCUUAGUGUCGGAUCGAGACAAGAACCUCUAUGUGUAUAUGUAUCUUCCUGAAGCUAAAGAGAGCUUUGGAGGAAUGCGCCUGCUGAGGCGAGCAGACUUCAACGCUGGAGCAAACAUUAACACUUUCUGGAGGAUGCCGUGCAGAGGAGCGCUGGAUACAGGCAGCAAAAAGUCUCUGACCUGGGACAACAAGCACAUCACAUGGUUCGCAACUCUAGAUGGAGGAGUUGGCUUACUCCUUCCCAUGCAGGAGAAGACUUACCGUCGUCUGCUCAUGUUGCAAAAUGCUCUGAACACGAUGCUGCCUCAUCAUGCUGGUCUGAACCCAAAGGCCUUCAGGAUGCUGCAAAGCAACAGACGGGGCUUGCAGAACGCUGUGAGAAACAUCCUGGAUGGAGAACUCCUCAAUAAGUACUUAUACCUCAGUACAAUGGAGCGGAGUGAGCUGGCAAAGAAGAUUGGUACCACUCAGGACAUAAUCCUGGAUGACCUUUUGGAGAUCGACAGAGUCACAGCUCAUUUCUGAGAUCCACAUUCCCACAGUCUCGUUCACUGAAGCCGUUUUAUACUGAAUGGAGAGAAAGAAAUUGUCGACUUUUUGCAAACUUCAUGAUUUUUCUUAGUUAAAAAAAAAAAAAGAGAGCAGCCAUGUUUUCUUAGGAUAUUUUGUAUAAAAACAAAAAAUCAGUAAAAGUAAUUUACCCAAA
This is a messenger RNA of Labrus bergylta (ballan wrasse), 4764 nucleotides long. It is a transcript of the gene cpsf1, whose product is annotated as cleavage and polyadenylation specific factor 1. Gene Ontology annotation, molecular function: protein binding; nucleic acid binding. Gene Ontology annotation, cellular component: mRNA cleavage and polyadenylation specificity factor complex; nucleus. Lineage: Eukaryota; Metazoa; Chordata; Actinopteri; Labriformes; Labridae. The record is from RefSeq and is a predicted model, not a curated record.